Stegastes partitus (bicolor damselfish) is the source of this 1518-nucleotide messenger RNA. Its product is annotated as homeobox protein Nkx-2.3-like. Gene Ontology annotation, cellular component: nucleus. Gene Ontology annotation, molecular function: DNA-binding transcription factor activity, RNA polymerase II-specific; RNA polymerase II cis-regulatory region sequence-specific DNA binding. The record is from RefSeq and is a predicted model, not a curated record. The coding region runs from base 1 to 1077 and encodes 358 amino acids. Gene Ontology annotation, biological process: regulation of transcription by RNA polymerase II; cell differentiation. NCBI's taxonomy places the organism in Eukaryota, Metazoa, Chordata, Actinopteri, Pomacentridae. The transcript has 2 exons.
AUGUUACUCGGCGGGCUUCAUUUCCUCGAUGCUGCAGAGCAGGAGCUGGAUGACAUGAUGCUGCAGAGUCCGCUCACCUCCACGCCGUUUUCUGUCAAGGAUAUCCUCAAGCUGGAGCAGCAGCAGCAGCAGCAGCAGCAGUCCGGGUCCCUGGAGCUGACGCAUCGGGUCCACAGCCAGCAGCACUUGGCCCCCUCUCCUCCUCAGCAGCAGCAGCAGCAGCAGCAUUUCCAAACCCCUCCGUCCUGCAUGCUCGCCGGGGCCCGGGACAGCCCUUCCUUCUCGGACGGAGAGGACAACCUGGCUUACCUCAGCGCGCUGGCGGUGCGGGGGGAGGAGGACCGCGGGGAGACCAGCCUGUCCCCGGACAUGUACGUCCAUCCCGGGCUGCAGGGAGCCAAGCUGGAGGCGGCCGAGCUGGAGGAGCAGGAGAGCAAGAACUGCGGGCUGUUAUCCAGGGAGGAGGCAACAGAGGGCGGGCAGGGCGACUCAGAGAGGCCGGUGCAGAAGCAGAGAAGCCGGCGGAGACCCAGGGUGCUCUUCUCCCAGGCGCAGGUCUUCGAGCUGGAGCGGCGCUUCAAGCAGCAGCGCUACCUGUCCGCCCCGGAGCGAGAGCACCUGGCGACCACCCUCAAACUCACUUCGAACCAGGUGAAGAUCUGGUUUCAGAACCGCCGCUACAAGUGCAAAAGGCAGCGGCAGGACAAGUCUCUGGAAGCGGCGGGGCAGCACCAUCCGCCGCCGCCGCGGCGCGUCGCCGUGCCGGUGCUGGUUCGGGAUGGGAAGCCGUGUUUGGGCGGUGCGCAAAGCUACGCCGCCGCUGCUCCGUACGGAUCCAACCCGUACAGUUAUAACGGAUAUCCGACCUACACAUACAACAGCCCCGCUUACAACACCAACUACAGCUGCACGUACACCAGCAUCCCCGCCCUUCCUCCGUCCAGCACCCCGAACGCCUUCAUGAACAUGAACUUGGGAAACGUGAGCGGCCUCGGCGGCUCCCCACAGGCCCAAACACAUCAAGGGACAGCGGUCGCGUCCUGUCAGGGCUCCCUGCAGGGCAUCCGGGCCUGGUAGCCUCAGCAGAACAAAACUAGUGUCCUUCAUCAUGGAGCUCCUUCAUUUUUUGAUCUACCCACAACCUUUUUAGUCGUGUGUAUUAACUUGGUCAAAUGAAAACAGUAUUGGUUGUAUCAUGAAUGUGCGUUUGGACUCACCGGUCCGGCGACUCCAACAAUUACAAACUAAACGAGUGCGUCCACACAGCCACAGCUCGGGUGACUUUUUUCUGGUCCAGUAUUUGCUGGUGCUCUAGUUUGGCACCGGCGGGCCUGAAGCACACAUUGGAACCGGUUCGCGCAUUUCUUCUGAUCUGAACUCAAACAGGACGAUCGGAUUUUUAAAUGUUUUUAACGUGGUAUAUUUUUAGGCUAUGGACAGACUGAAUUGCUUUAACGUGUUUUUGGUUCAACAGAGAAUUGUUUUAGUCUAUUUCACAUCUAUUCAAAUAAACCCAAG